AUCACUGUACUGCAUUCAUUGUCUGAUAAGGAUCAAAAUUCAACAGACACAAAAUGACACAUGACAUUUCCAAGAAAAUGUCGUAUUAAAAACUCCCACAAUGGCCCCCACUCAUGCUUGUAUACCAGAUUAAAGAUACAGGAGGAUAAAGCUGGUGUAGAAAAAUACGGAUAAAAUGAUGAGAAUAAUAAAGAUUGACAGUCCAAUUAAUUGAUUGGUGGCAGCAGAGUCCAGUGUCCAGAGUCCAGAGCCGAGUCCCCCUUAGAUUCCCACCUCUGAAAAAGUUUUUUCCCAAACAGUCUCCAACCCACCGCAGGACUCUCUCUUCGUCACUUCGCCCCGCUAUUAAUUAGUUAAUUACCACUACCACACGCACUUCACGCACUGAUAACCACAGAAUCCACCUAAAACCCUAAUUCUGUGAAAGCUCUGCUUUUUUUUUUUCUGUGAAUGGCUAAAAAGGAGGAUAUUCCGCCGGACGAAAUCCGGUGCCGGAGAACGGACGGUCGGCAAUGGAGGUGUACUCGGAAAGUAGUAGAAGGGAAAAAGCUCUGUCAUAUUCACUAUCUCCAGGGCCGGAGAAGGCAGCUGAAGCAGAAAGUUCCGGAGUCGCUGAAAUUGGAGAGGAAAAGCAAGAAAAUUAGUAAGAAAGAUGGGGAGAAAAUCAGGGCUUGUUCGUCAAGAUCAUCGUCCAGGAGGAUAGUGAAAAUGGCGUUGGCGGCUGCCGUGAAGAAGAAGCAGAAGAAACGGUGCGUUUCUGAGGUUUUGGAUGAGGCGUUGAGGAGGAUGAAAUUGAAGAGAGGUGAUUUGCAUUUGGAGUUGAUCAGGGAGUUCUUGAAGAGGCAAGUAGAGAAGAAAAGGUUGAAGAAGAAGAAUGAGGAGGAGGAGGAGAAGGAGAAUGAGUGGAGUGGGGAGACUGAGUUGACUCGCGAGUUGCCAAAUGGCAUAAUGGCGAUUUCGCAGAAGAAUUCCGACAAUGCUGGUGGCCAUGAUGCUGUUGAUGUGAAAAUUGGAGAAAAUUCGUGCUCGGGAUGGAACACACAGAGGAGUUUUCGGUCCAAGAAUAUUGAACCCGUACCAUUGAGUACAAUGCAGGUUGUACCAUCUGUGAAUGAUUUGAGGAGAGUGAAGAAAUGCCAUUGGUGUAGGAGGAGUAUUGGUUGUAAUUUGAUCAAGUGUUUGAAAUGUAGGAAGCAACUCUUUUGUUGGGAUUGUGUUAAGGAAAGAUACUUGGAGAAGAAAGAGAUUAAGGUGGCGUGCCCUGUUUGUCGUGAAACUUGUAGCUGUAUGAUCUGCCUAAAACGUCGAUCGAAGGAAAUGAGUCAUAAGGAGUUUUAUAGGGAUAAAAGGAAAAUUGCGAAAAUCCAACUACUUCAUUAUCUCAUUUCCUUGCUUCUUCCUGUUCUCAAACAAAUUAACCGAGAACAGAACAUGGAGCUUGAGAUGGAGGCCAUGAUUACAGGAGAAGUACCAUCCAAUAUCCAGAUUCAGCAGUCAGAGAUGGGAAACAAGAAGUUAUGUCGCUGCAACAAUUGCAGAACUUCAAUUGUGGAUUACCAUAGAAGCUGUGCGAACUGCUCGUAUAAUCUCUGCUUAAGUUGUUGCUGGGAAUUUUGUCGAGGAAAUUUAUAUGAGAAAUUUUGUUCCAAAGGUUGCAAUGGUAGGGAAAUUCAUCGGUCUGCUGGUGAGCUGCGAUUGAAGAUAAAUCACAUUAGCACUUCUUGCAUAAGUUCUUGCAAGGCGCCCCUUUUGUCUCCGAUGUCACUGAAGAGCUUGAAAGCUUGUUCUGAUGGUAGCGUAUUUUGUCCUCCAGUGGAUUUUGGUGGAUGUGGUGAGAGAAACCUUGAUUUAAGAUGCAUUUUUCCCUUAAGGUGGAUGAAAGAGCUGGAAGCAGGAGCAGAAGAGGUGCUUCAGUGCCAUGACUUUCCAGAAACUGCAGUUGUGUGUUCUUGUGACUCAUUGUGCAAGGGAACUGAGGACAAAGUUGAAAUUCAGCCACUGCAAAAGUUGGCUAAGAGAGUAGAAUCCAAUGAUAAUUUCAUCUAUUAUCCCACUUUAAGUGAUUUAAACAAAGAGAAACUUGGACAUUUCCAGCUGCACUGGGCUAAAGGUCAUCCUGUUAUAGUGCGAAAUGUUAUUCGAAGAACAUCAGUUCUGAACUGGGAUCCAGUUGUGAUGUUCUCCACUUACCUUGAAAGAACAAUUUCUAAGUCUCAAAAUAAGAAGGAAGUGAUUGAUGGAGCUACUUGCUUGGACUGGUGUGAGGUAGAAACUUCUGCCAAACAGAUAUUCAUGGGGUCAAUGGUGGAUGGCACACAUUUAAAUGUGCAGCAUCAGACCCUGAAAAUUAAAGCCUGGCUUUCUUCUAGCGUAUUUCAAGAGCAAUUCCCUUCUCAUUAUGCUGAGAUCUUGCAUGUUUUACCGCUUCAGGAGUAUCUAAAUCCAAUUUCUGGCCAUCUGAAUAUAGCACUCAAGUUGCCAGAAGAAGCGGCGAAACCUGAAAUUGGUCCUUGUAUUCAUAUUUCAUGUGGUGGUCUGGAGGACUUCAUGAAUGCUGAUUUUUUGACAAAACUCUGCUUUGACUCAAAUGAUGUGGUUAAUGUUCUUGCAUGUGUUACGGAUGUUCCAAUCACCAGAGAACAGUUCAAAAAUAUUCAAACAUUGAUGAAGAAGUACAAGGGUCAAGACCAUUCGCAAUCAAGCAGAAAGAACAAUAAUCGAGGUCAUUUGCCUUCCAGCAGUAAUUCUACCGAAGUAAAAGGAAAAUCAUCUUUACACAGCGAAGAAAGUCAAGAAUCAGGCUUGCAAGAUAUGAUGGAAGAAAGGUUAAGCUUACCUAAUGGAAUUGCGAAAGUGCCUCUUUUCACUGGCAAUUCAAUUAAAGGACAAAUAUCAUGCUUUGAAAAUGGGAAUAUACCCUUUGAUUCUGAAAAUGAGUCUGAAUUUGAUUCUGAGUCCUCAAUGCUUUGUUCUGGAAACAUUCAAGGAUUGGAAGAUUCAGAUGAUGAGACUUUCUUUAGGGAUAUCGAGAGCUCAAGUUCUUCCUGCGAGAAACAAACAGCCAAUCCAUCUGGUGCUCAAUGGGACAUUUUCCGUAGACAAGACGUCCCAAAACUUCUAGAAUACCUCAGACAGCAUUCUGAUGAAUUAAGUUCUGCAUACUGCUAUGGUGGACAUGUGGUUCAUCCAAUUCUGGAUCAAAGUUUCUUCCUCGAUGCAUAUCACAAGAUGAAGCUUAAGGAGGAAUUUGGUGUUCAGCCAUGGACCUUUGAGCAACACCUAGGAGAAGCUAUCAUGAUUCCAGCAGGAUGUCCAUAUCAAAUUAGAAAACUAAAGCCAUGUGUCAAUGUAGUCCUAGACUUCAUCUCACCGGAAAAUACAACUGAAUGCAUUCGUUUAACUGAUGAAAUCCGUCUUCUCCCACUGCGCCAUAGAGCCAGAGGAAAAGUGUUGGAGGUUAGGAAGAUGACAGCAUAUGGAAUCAGCAGUGCAAUUGAAGAAAUCCAAAAGCUAAUGUGCACAGAUUGUUUGCUGACCCUGUUGAGUCCAGGACCGGUGGCAAGCUUGCUGAGUGAUGAUGUACAAAGGGUAGCAACUAUACUUUAAGCAGCUUCUUGUCCGAAGAUAGGAGCUUUCUUUUUGAUAACUAAUGGCCUUGUCUUGCUACAAAGCUUGUAACGCUGAAGGUCACCACAUCAGUUAAUUGAUGGCCUACAGUUAAGCAAGGGUCUUAUGCCACCAAACUUUCAGAUUGUAAAGUGGUAGUAGUCCUUUGCUGAACGAAACACUUCGUAUCUGAGUCUUUGCCUUACAUUUCUUACUUCUUUUCAUCUGUUUUGAGUUGGCAUAUACGUCAUAAUUUUUCUUUAUUACUUGCAGUUAUGUGUAACCUUUUGGGGUGCUUCGCUAGCUUGAUAAGGCAAAGGUUGAUUGCAUAUCAACUGGGAGGUAUUUGACAUUCAAUUAGAGCUAGAGCUUUGAGCUUCACAGAGACAUUUGGCUGCCCCGUUUCUCUAAAGGAGGCUGUGAUUUGAUUCCCUGAUGGUUCAGGAUAAUUGUGCCUGUGUUCUUAGUAUGGGUGCAGAUGGGGGGAUAUAAGCAAAACUCGAGAGAGAGCUUAAUCGGUGAUAAAGGAGGUUUUGAUUGAGAGAAGACUAAUUUGUUCUGCGCUCUUUCCCAAAAUCUCCUUUUGAGUGAGAUAAAUGAUCCGCAUCUUCAAUUAAUAUACCGCGAGUUGAUGCCCGAUAUUGAAUUGUACAUAAUCCACGAUUAUUUUCUUUAUUUUUUCGAAAUAUGUAAUUUUGGAAGUAUAAAUGAAAACUCAGUCAAAAUGAAAUUUAGCUUAUUUUCCGACGCAA
Coffea arabica (coffee) is the source of this 4358-nucleotide messenger RNA. RefSeq names its product lysine-specific demethylase JMJ28-like. Gene Ontology annotation, molecular function: chromatin DNA binding; transcription coregulator activity; histone H3K9 demethylase activity. Gene Ontology annotation, biological process: regulation of transcription by RNA polymerase II. Lineage: Eukaryota; Viridiplantae; Streptophyta; Magnoliopsida; Gentianales; Rubiaceae. Gene Ontology annotation, cellular component: histone deacetylase complex; chromatin. The record is from RefSeq and is a predicted model, not a curated record.